UUCAAUUGUAUUUCUCUUCUUUUAAUUGGUGUUAUGAUGCAGUUACAGAGGUUCUUUAAUAGUAAAAGUUACUAAUUUGAUGUUCAAAAUCUUGUGAAACAGCUUCUUUAUGCUUAUUUUUUAGAGUUGGCAUUACCCAAAAUUCUGGAAAAUAUUUUUCUCCUUAUUGUUAGCUAUGAAUGGUUGAUAAGCUUAGAAGAAGAAGAAGCAAGCAGAAUAGGGUGUGUUUGGUAUGAAGGAAAAUGUUUUCCAUGAAAUGUUUUCUUGGAAAAUAAGUGUCUAGUGUUUGGUUCUUGGUGUGUUUAUAAUGCCUCGUAAGGGAAGAAAGCGUAGUCAAAGUCUAAUUCCUGAUGUCCUUAGCAACCUUCCUGAGAAUGUAAUCGAUGUCAUUCUGGUACUUUUGCCUUGUAAAGAUGCUGUGAGGACAAGCGUCUUAUCAAAGAAAUGGAGGUAUCACUGGUGCAGACUUACAGAGUUGACGCUUGAUGCAUCUCUUUGGAAAACAACAAAGGAUUUACUAAAUCCUACAGUUAAAUUUACAAAGAUUAUCUACCAACUUUUGUCCCUUCAUGAAGGACCCAUUACUAAGUUUACCCUAAACAUGGCUUUUCUAGAAAAAAGUGGUCCUAUGAUUGACAACUUCAUAUAUUUCCUCUCUAGAAAUGGGAUUCAGCAUCUUGUUAUUUUUUUUCCAUGGUAUCAUCUAUACAAAUUGCCUUCUUCACUUUUCUCUUGUUCGGAGCUGAGGCAUCUAAAUCUUCAUAAUUGCUCAAUACAUCAUCCAUCGGCCUUUCAAGGAUUUGAUAAGUUAGUUAGCCUAGUGUUAUGUAGAGUCACAAUUUCUUCUGAAUUGCUGGAAAGUUUAAUAUCCCAUUGCCCGUUGCUUGGGCGGUUGGUGCUGAAUACCCCAGAAGUUUUAGACACAAUUGAAAUUAAUGCUCCCGUGCUGAGAUCGUUCAAUUUCACUGGCAAUAUAAGUUCUAUCUGUCUAAAGAAUGUCCCUCUCCUGGUAAAAGUAUCUCUGGAAAGUGACGAUAUCAGGGCAGAGGAUCUUGAUUUCGCAAAGGUUUUUGAGUCUUGUUCUGCUCUCGAGCACCUCAGCUUGAACUUCUUUAAUAGCCAGAUCUUUGCUGCAGAAGGAUAUGAGGCACCAACAAGGCUUCCGUUUGAUCUUAGUGUCAAGCGAUUUUACCUGCCUGAUAUUUAUCUGGUGGACUCAUAUAAGCUCUCAUAUGCUCUUUGCUUGAUAAGAAGCUCUCCAUAUUUAGAAUAUCUCGAAUUACAGGUUUACAGUGAAGCUGAAGAUGAUGAUGGUAUGCUAGAACCCCUUGAAGUCGAACGUUUCUCAGACGUGACAUUUAAUCACCUCACGGAAGUUAAGCUAGAUUUCUUUGGAGGAAAAAUGUCUGAGAUGCGGCUUAUCAAGCUUUUCUUAGCCAAGUCCCCAAUGUUGGUGAGAAUGCUAAUUGAUACAUGUUAUCUAGAUGGUGAACCUCUUGAGACAAGAUUAAAAAUAUUCGCUGAGGUAUCAAAAUUUGUGCGUGCAUCACCUGAAGCAGAAGUGAUCUACGAUAAAUUCAAGUACCACAUCACAUAUAUUUAAUCAGAUCAUGACCUUUGGCUGAAAUGUUUUGCAAGUUAUAAUCAAAUAGAUAGAACCGAAUGUCGAUGUAGUAGUAUAACAAUGUGUUUUGCUUUGUGAAUAUCUGUUUGGGAACAUGACCAUUUCUGGAUGGAUGUUUUGAUCAUUUUGUUCUGUAAUAAUAUUAUGAUUAUUGUAAUCGGAUUACAUGUUAGGGACUUUUAUAUUUAGUGCCUGCUGAUGAAUGAUUAAUGGAAUUUUACACGCACAAA
Messenger RNA from Lycium ferocissimum, 1854 nucleotides. RefSeq names its product F-box/FBD/LRR-repeat protein At1g13570-like. Gene Ontology annotation, molecular function: protein binding. The transcript is spliced from 4 exons. The coding region runs from base 308 to 1603 and encodes 431 amino acids. The record is from RefSeq and is a predicted model, not a curated record. Lineage: Eukaryota; Viridiplantae; Streptophyta; Magnoliopsida; Solanales; Solanaceae.